Molecule: messenger RNA, 3634 nt
Organism: Lucilia cuprina (Australian sheep blowfly)
Lineage: Eukaryota; Metazoa; Arthropoda; Insecta; Diptera; Calliphoridae
Product: nucleolar protein dao-5
Exons: 7
Cellular component (GO): extracellular region
Molecular function (GO): chitin binding
Source: RefSeq, a predicted model, not a curated record
UUACAGUUUCUUAAAAAUUUUGUUUGUUUUGUAGCUUUUUUAGUUUUAGUCAUAGUCAAUGUAGACGCUGUAGCACCAUUUAAAAAAGUUUCCAUUGCCACAACACCAAAAACAACAUCGACAUCGUCGUCAUCAAAUGCAGAUGCUGCUGCAACAGCGGAAGGUGAUGGGGAACCGGCGGCUGAGGCAAAGGAGGAAAAGCACGAACAUGCCGCUACCAAUACCACCACGAAAGACUCUAAAUUGACUGGUAUACCACAAAUCGAUUAUAUUUGGGAUCCAAAUUUACCACGUGAAUUAAGAGGUUAUAAUCUAUCGAGUUAUCCAUUUUUAUCAACAACACCACCCGACGAUGAGAUUCACUUUAAAUGUGAUGGUUUGCAUGAUGGUUUCUAUGCCUCCAUAGAAUAUAAAUGUCAAGUUUAUCAUCAUUGUGUUUAUGGCAUACGUCACGACUUUUUGUGCGCCAACUUUACAGCUUUUGAUCAGAGAACUUUUAUCUGUCAUUUCGUUUCCGAUGUCGAUUGUGAGGGUUCAAUGAAAUUUUGGAAUAGAAAUGAUGACCUAUAUAUGGCUACAACCACCACCUCAACAACAACUACAACCACAGAGCCACCUCCAACACAACACAGACGCCCGGUAAGACCUUUAAGGCCACUCAGAAGACCCUCGAAUCGUAGACCCAUUGACGAUUACUACUAUGAAGAGGAGGAAUAUGAUGAGGAUUACUAUGAGGAGCGUGCUAAUAGAAGACGUAAACAGAGACCACGUCAUCGUAAACCAGUGGUAGCUGAAUACGAUGAUGAAUAUGAGGAUGAAAAACCAAGACGUCCCAAUGGACGUGAUCGUAUUCGUGAUGAAGUGGAACCUGACGAUGAUUACGAUACCGAUCGUCGUAUUAUUGAGAAACCCAAGUCACGCGGUAAAGCAGCAGCACCUGCUGAUAAACGAAAAAUAAGUAGUCGCAAGCCAGGAACCUUUGCUGGCCGUGCUAGUGCCGAUGAAAGACGUAGUUUCAGUGAUGAUCGUCCUCUAAGUGGUCGUCGUAAAUCAGUUGCACCCGUUGUGGCUGAUGAACCAGUAGAACCUGUCGAAACACCACGUCGUUCUAACAGUCGUAGACGUAUUAAUGAGAAACGUUCCACAACAGCUGCACCAGCCGAUGAUUUAGAUGACUAUGAAAAGCCACAAUCUCAAAUACCCGACCAGGAAGAAGCUGCUGCCGAUGAAGAUGCUCCUCCUAAAAUCAAAACAACUCCUAAGCCAUUGGAGGAAUUUGUUACACCUAAAGCAGCCCCUUCUUCAGUUUAUUCUCGUCCCAGGGCUCCUCCUCGCAUUGCCAGACCAGUACCUGUCAGUGCCAAGAAUAAAUUCAGUUAUCCUGUGCAGAGAACAGCCACUACAUCGGCUCCACCUGCCGGCGAUCAUUCUGAGGAUGAGGAAUACUAUGAAGAAGAAGAUUACGAUGACACUCGUGCACAUCGUGGCCACAGCAAAAAACGUAUUGUUGAGGAAGCCACCGAAGAAGAGGAAGAAGUUCCUGUGCCCAAAAGAGGUAUUUUAGGACGCAAACCUACCAGAACUCUUAGAAAACCAGUAACAGAGAAGAAAUCAUUGCCUGCCGACGAGGAAGAAGAUUAUGAUGCCGAUGAACGCUAUUCAAGACGUGGCAGUAGUCGCAGAAGAAAUCCUUUAACAGGUCGCACCCGCGGUCGUGUCCCUGUGCAUGACGAUGUCGAUUUUGUCGAUGACGAUUAUGAAGAACGUCCUUCUAAGCGCACCAGACCCGGUGCACGCAAAGGUGCCAAAAAACCUCGUCUACCCGAACCAUCCGAAGAGGUCGACACAGAAGAAGUUGAACCAGAGGUUGAACACAAACCUAUAAGGAGUCGUGGUGGAGCAUCAGUUGCCGGCAGACGCAAGCCCAUACCCAGUAUACCAAGUCGCUCUCGUAGCCCAUCAGCUCAAGCAUUGGUCAAUAGUGAUGAAGUCGAUCCAGAUAUAGCAGAGGAAGCAGAAGAUGAUACCCCUGCUGUCGCCAGUAAAAAUAGUUUACCCACCGGUCGUCCAGCUUCGGUACGUGUAGUCAAACGACCAUUUUUACCAUCACGUGGUGGCAGCCCAUAUUUACCAAGAGGUCUACAACCGGUAGGCGUCGCUCAUAAAUCACACGAAUCUCAUACAACUGACAGUAGUAUGAUUGAUAUGUUCUCUACCAACUCCGGUGUACAUCUUCUUGAACAUGGUGCUCCAUUGUUGCGUGACUCUGGGUCACGUACCACACUGCCACCACGUAGUGCUUUGCCUGUAUCGCAACCACGACCAGAAACGCAACCAUCUAGUAAAGCUACAUUGGAUGAGCUCUACGAAAAUGAUUACGACGUUACGCUUAAUGAUGCUUUAAAUCCAACGCUUAAACCGCUUUCGCCGCAUCAAUCAACCCACUAUCAUCAACAUCAUGAAAAUAACAAUAACAACCGUCCGUAUCAGAGUAUAUACUCACCUUCAGCAUCCUCCUCCUCUUCCUCAUCUUCUUUUACAUCUUCUCCUACUUCUUCAUUAUUAUCAUCCGAUUCAUUUGUAUAUAAAAAUCAAUCACCUUCUUCUUCUUCUACUUCCUCCUCUUCCGCACAUUCACAAUCUUUUCAAUCUCAAACUCAGCCUCAAUUAACCCAAUCAAAUCAAAAUUAUCAUCAAUCUCAGCAACAACAAAACCAACAACAUCCAUCCCAACAUCAAUAUCAAUCAAAUUCCCCAAAUCAUAAUAAUAAUAAUUACAAUAGUGAUUCAAAUUUUUCCUCAACAGAUAUCCGCAGGCGUACGAUCGUCUCGCCGCCAGCCCCGCAAACAAGUCGCAGCGACUACAGAACCAACAUCGGUUCAAGAAUAGCACCAAAUUAUUACGACGAUUAUGAUUACUAAGUAAAUUUUAACCGGCUGUUGUCAACAUAAACCGGGUAACCGGAUAAACAUUGUUUAUUUUCAAAAAGAAACAAUGGAAAGCGCAAAAAAACUAAAGCACACUAAAAUCUCCUUCCCAACUGUAAAUAAACCUGCAAUGAAAAAAAACAACAAAUAUAUAACUAAACUUGCUGCUUUCUUAAAUCACUUGGUGUACAGGACGCAAAAAAAAAAUUAAAAAGAAAAAUUCCUUAAUAAAUUGCAGCAAAGAAUUUAUCUUAAAUUAAACGUAGUGUGCUCAAUCAUCAUACAUUUAGUUGUUUUUUAUUAAUUGUAGUAUUUUUAAAUUAAGUUUAUUAAUCUCUUUUAAUUUUACAUUAAAAAAAAAAAACAAAUACUCAAUUUUUCGUGAUAGUAAAUGACAAAAAGGACAUAAUUAUAUUUGUCUAGUAAACAAAUAAAAAAUGAAGAUAAUUAUCUUUGUGAUUAGAAAACAAGUUAAUGAUUUAUUUUUUAUUAUUAUUUUAAUUUUUCUUUAUUUUUUUUAAUUUUUGUUUUUUUUUUUUUCUUCGUAAAUUAUAUUAUUUAAACAAAAUUAUUACUGCCUGUUUUAUUUUGAAAAAAAAUAUUGUAAGAAAAAAGUUAAAGAAAUAAUGAAAACUAAUGUAUCACUCUUAAUUAGAAGACUUGAAAUGCAAUGUAUAAUUAAAUUAAAAAUAUUAAGCAAAAAAAA